Molecule: messenger RNA, 2100 nt
Organism: Dioscorea cayenensis subsp. rotundata (Guinea yam)
Lineage: Eukaryota; Viridiplantae; Streptophyta; Magnoliopsida; Dioscoreales; Dioscoreaceae
Product: putative pentatricopeptide repeat-containing protein At1g64310
Exons: 1
Coding region: 32-1747 (571 amino acids)
Biological process (GO): RNA modification
Molecular function (GO): RNA binding; protein binding
Source: RefSeq, a predicted model, not a curated record
GAUUUGGAUUUGGAUUUGGAUCCGAUAACGCAUGCGCAUGAACUUCGUCGUUCUGGGAAGAGGUUCAGAGUUUGGAUCGCGAUGCGCUCCUCGAUUCCUCUCCGCCAUUGGAGACGCCGUUCAAGCUCUGUCGCAAGCCAAGCAACUCCACGCGCUUCUUGUCACUGCUGACCACUCUUGUCACCCUUCUCUUCCCACCAAACUCCUCCGCUCCUACGCGAACCAUGGCGACAUUGUCUCCGCCCGCCACUUGUUCGACCAAAUUCCUCGCAAAACCGUACUCCUAUGGAACUCACUCAUUCGAGCGCAUGCUCGAUGCCGAGACUUCUCCACUGCUUUCUCUGUCUUCAACCAAAUGCGAUGCUCUGGGGUAAACCCUGAUGGUUUCACCUUUGCUUGCGUUCUCCGUGCAUGCGCAGAGCAUGCCGACCCUUUUGGUGCUAGCGUGGUCCAUGGGACUAUGAUCUCGACGGGUUUAGUAUCUGAUUCGAUAGCCGGCGCCGCACUUGUUAAUUCUUACUCAAAACUCAACCUUGUCAAUGAUGCCCAUCAGGUGUUCGAUGAAAUGCCUGAAAGAGAUUUAGUGUCAUGGAAUACAAUGAUAAUGUGUUGUUCAUAUGGAGGAAAUGCACACAAAGGUCUUGAGUUGUUUCAUGGUCUGAGAGAGUCUGGCGAAAAGCCCGAUGGGUAUACUUUCACCGGCCUCAUUUCAUGUUUAUGGGGCUCGGACUUGGCUCGUGUUGGCAAAGGGAUCCAUGGGCUAUGUCUAAAAGAAGGAUACAGUUCUAAUUGCCACUUAAGAUGUGCACUAGUAAGCAUGUACUCAAGGUGCAAUGUCUUGCACUCUGCUUCACUGCUUUUCCGAAGUUUGUCUCAAGUUGACUUAGUUACAUGGUCUGCUUUCAUAACUGGAUUUUCACAAGCAGGACAGUGUGAAGAAUCAAUCUGUUUGUUCAGAGAAAUGAUGACCAGUAGUCGAUGUGCUGCAAGACCGGAUUCUAUCUUGAUUGCUUCUCUACUUUCGGCUUGCGCUACAUUGCCAUCUAUUCGACCUUGUAAAGAAAUUCAUUGUUUUGCAUUGCGGGUGGGGAUCAACUCAAGUGUGUCAGUCUCUUGUGGACUUAUUGAUGCAUACUCAAAGUGUGGCUUUGCGCAACAUGGUUUUCGUAUAUUUGAAAUGAUGCCUAGAAGAACUUUGGUUGCAUAUAACACUGUUAUAUUAAGUAUGGGAUCUAAUGGACUUGGAAUGGAGGCCAUGCAAACCUUCGUGGCAAUGCUGAAUGAGGGGCUCAAGCCUGAUAAGGCUACCUUCUCGGCUCUUCUCUGUGCUUGCUGUCAUUCAGGACUCCAAAUGGAAGGUUGGAAACUCUUCAGCAGGAUGCACAGUGAAUUCGGUGUGGAUCCUGAGAUUGAUCACUAUGUGUACAUUGUGAAACUACUUGGUAUGGUUGGGGAAUUGCAGGAAGCUUAUGAUCUUGUCCAGGCCAUGCCUGUGGUGCCUGAUUCUGGAGUUUGGGGUGCAUUAUUAUGGGGUUGUAGUAUUCAUGGUAACAAGGAGUUGGGUGAGAUUGUGGCACAGAAGCUUUAUGAAAUAGAACCAAGGAAAACAGCUUACAGAGUCAUGCUCUCAAAUAUUUAUGCUGUUAAGGAGAAAUGGGGUGAUGUUAAGUAUCUGAGGAAUGAGAUUGCUAAAGAAGGUAUGCAUAAAAUUCCAGGCAUCAGUUGGAUUGAAAAUAUUAAUUUCUAGCUUAUGUUCUCUAUAUGAUGUUUGUGUGGAUGGGUGUUAUAUCUUUAUUUCUUUAAAGAUGUUAUAUCUUUAUUCUUUUAAAGAUGGUAAAACCGUAGAAAAGACUGUAAUUGUUGUUAUAGUGGUAAUUAUUUGUUAGUUUAGAUUGCUAUUUUUAUGCUAAUCAGAUAUUGGUUGUCAGAUUAAUGGCAACAGAAAUAAUAUAGUGGUGCCUCUAGCAGUAAUAUAACAUUAUAUGCUUUAUUGAAAUUUUGAGACGAAUUUUAAUGAGGUUGAGCUCUAAGAUGGUUUGAAUUUAAUCUGGCCUUGAAUCAUCCACGAGUGUCACACUUCUAUUAUUUAAUUGAACUUAA